GGAGGAGACUCGCCUGCUGAGGGGGCCAACUGAGGUGCAAGGGGAAAGACUGCUGCCAUCUGCAGCCUCGCUUUCAUCCCCCUCUAUCCCCACCUGUUCCAGGUUAAUAGUCAACGUGAUCCCUGAACACCCCAAAGUUACCUCACAGCUUUGUCAUCGACCCCUAAGAGAAGCACAUAAGUCUCACUCAAUCUAUUAGAAGCUUUGGAAGCCUGGGUCACACAUAUUUGUGUGUCUAAUUCUUCCAUAAGGAGCAACCAAUUAGCUAUAAUCGAACUGUUCACCACAGUAUUAUAUUGACCCUGAUGACAGACAUAUUGGACUAGUGAUUCUCCAUAAUUUAUGUCUCAGCUUGGCAUCAUUAGCGAGGAUCCUGGCACUGUCUGAGGGGGUGCAGGGACUCCAGUUAAAGGAGCCUGUACCCCUCAGACAGCUAUUUUCUAUUCUCUCACAUUACUCACUGUCGGUACUGCUUUCACUACAGCCUCCCUGAUACCUUUUUGUUUUUCCUUUUAAAAGAACUAUUUUAUAAGCCAAUAUGAGUCAGAGUAGUGGUCCCAGUCCACGGUUAGUAGACUCUCCUCUGCUGCUUCAGAGCUCAGAUCUCCUCUGCAAUUUAGGGACCCCUCUGCCUGAACGCAUACACCUUCCAGACUCUCUUACUCCAUCUCCCAAGAAUCUACCACCAUCCCCUAUACCCCCAACUCCUGUCUCCAUUCCAACUGGGGAUUGGGAAAGCCGUGAGGAACUGCGCCUUCGAGAAUUAGAGGAGGCAAGAGCCCGAGCUGCUCAAAUGGAGAAAACUAUGCGAUGGUGGUCAGACUGUACAGCUAACUGGAGGGAGAAGUGGAGUAAAGUAAGAGCAGAGCGCAAUAAGGCAAGGGAAGAAGGAGCUCAGCUCAGGAGUCGGCUUGAAAUACUUAGCAAAGAACUGGGAGCCUUGAAAAGAGAGAGGCAAGAAGCAGCCACUGAAACAGAGCAGCUCCGAAAGGAGCUAGAGAGACUACGAGGCAAAGCAGCAGUGUUAGAAUCCAAUGAUCAUGACGUAGAGGAGCCAGUUAGAGAUGUGGAAAUUGAAAAGCUCACCAAAAUCAAGGAUCCAGACCUUGAUGAUAGUGUGCAGCUUGAGGGCUGGGAGAUUCAGAAUGGGGGACCUUCACGCAGUCCUAGGCCCCGUAACUGGGAGGACGUGAGUCCCAGUGAGGACGAUGCAACAAAAAUUACAGCACUUAAAUUGAGGCUAGAUGAAAGCCAAAAGGUGCUGCUGAAAGAAAGGGAGGAUAAGAUGCUGCUCAAUAAAACCAUUGAGAAGAUGGAAGCAGAAAUAAGUCAGUGGAAACUGAAAUGUGAAGAGCUGAACAAAUCCAGACAGGAGGCAGUUAAGCAGCUCACUCUUCUAAGGGAGCGCCACCAGGAUGAGUUGGGACGCAUUUCUGAGGAUCUUCAAGAUGAACUUGGUGUUCGAUCCAGUAUGGACAAGAAACUUGCAGAGCUCAGAGCUGAGAUGGAGGGACUUCAAGCCGAGAAUGCAGAAGAGUGGGGCCGGCGGGAAAGACUAGAGACAGAGAAGCUGAACCUUGAGCGGGAGAACAAGAAACUGAGGCUUCAGAUUCAAGACCUGGAGGAGAUUCUAACUCGAAAAAGAAGGCAGACAGCCAGUGCCCUUGAUACUGACCUAAAGUCAAUCCAGGCAGAGCUAUUUGAGAAGAAUAAGGAGUUAUCAGAUCUGCGCCACAGUCAUUCUAAAUUGAAAAAGCAAUUCCACGAGAGGAGCUCAGAGUUCACUCAUGCCAAUCGCCGUGUAGAACAGCUAGAGAGUGAGGUGAAGAAGCUCCGGCUACGUGUGGAGGAACUGAAGAAGGAACUGGGCCAAGCUGAAGAUGAGUUAGAUGAGGCGCAAAACCAGACACGGAAGUUACAGAGAACAUUGGAUGAGCAAACGGAGCUGAAUGAAAAUCUUCAGGUGCAACUUGAACACGUGCAGUCAAGGCUGAGGCGACAGCAAAAUCCACCUCUAUUCGGGAAGCUGCGCACUUCACGAUUUGCCAAUGAUGAUGCUGUGGACAUAGGAAGUGAUCCGGAUGAGGAUGAUCUACAAAUUCAAGUCCCCUAGGUGCCAGCUCUCAAGGACCACAUAGGAAGUAAUAAGACCACAUAGGAAGUAAUAAACAGAGUAUUAUUUUCUGAUUGCCAAUGUUUUUAAAAUUUGCAAUAAGGACGAACAUUUAGUCUCUCUGAGACUGUACCUAAGGCAAUAUGUUUCAAGUUCCAAAACAAACCAUAAUGGGGUCUGGUCUCAAAAUUUUGUUUGCAUUAAGAUGAAAAGGGCAAUGAAAUUCAAGCAAAAGUGGUUCUGUUUUUAUGCUUUUUUGCUAAUUAAGUUAUCUUUAUACAUCGAGGGGCUCGAGUGAAGGAAUAGAAUAAAAAAAAAACUUCGAGUGAUUUUUUUGGCUACUUCGACCAUCUAAUUGGCUACUUCGACUAACUAAAAAUCGUUC
Messenger RNA from Xenopus laevis (African clawed frog), 2498 nucleotides. It is a transcript of the gene ccdc102a.L, whose product is annotated as coiled-coil domain containing 102A L homeolog. The transcript has 10 exons. NCBI's taxonomy places the organism in Eukaryota, Metazoa, Chordata, Amphibia, Anura, Pipidae. Gene Ontology annotation, cellular component: myosin complex. The record is from RefSeq and is a predicted model, not a curated record. The coding region runs from base 539 to 2113 and encodes 524 amino acids.